AUGUUGGUAAAAAUCGGAGCAUCCCCUCUAGAGUGGGUUCAGCUACCACCAGGUGGAGGUAGCAGUGCUGAUGGAGGCAACUUCAAUCUAGCAGGAUACCUAGAAGGAAAAAAACAUGCAAGAGCGAGUGAUACGACAGGUGUUAGCUGUAAAAAUGACAUUUUUGUUUUGUCAUCUAUAUGUAUAGAUAUCUUUUGUCCAGCCGAGAACAGGACGGACACAACGGGCACGUUCUUCUGGUUGAGGCAACAAGUCGGUAAGACGGUCUUAUUGGACUGUCCGUAUGGUUCAAGGGCAAACGAUACGGACACGGCAAAGGCAGAAAGAGAAUGUAGCGGUCUCGGCUGGUUGGAAGCAAACACAAGUCAAUGUCAAUAUCGAUACGACUCGACCCUCACUCGACGACUCCACUUUUUGUCUUUGAGAUCAGUUGACGAAUGGAACGUAGAGGCGAUUGCUAGAGAGGCAGAAAUGAGAGUUCGUGAACUUGCUGUCAGCGGCGCCAAGUCGGUUGAUGUCGAUCUUGUAGCUGACAUUUGCAGCAACGUAGUGAAGUCUAAUCUUACGGGAGAUGUAGCCAAACAGGCUUACGAGAGUGUCGUAAGAGCAAUCAGUAACAUUAUGAAAAUUAGUCGAGAAAUUAUAAGACAAAGCGAAAUUAAUAGCAACAGUAGUAGAAGAUUUGUUGAAAAUUUAGAAAUCAUUGCAGCGAUUUAUGCGAUACCUGCUCACCCUUCAAUACCGCUUAUUGAAACCGAGAGCAUCGUCAUUGACGCAGUGGAAGUAAAUGAUAGCACAUUCGACGGAUUUAUUCGAAAAUAUAAGUCUGAAGAAAUUGCAUUGCCAUCCGCUCUUUUGGCUAUUGGAAAGCACGACAUGUCCGAAGUAAGAAGAAUUCAAGUAAUAUUUUACAAUAGCAGCGUAUUCUUUCGGGACGAGACUUUGGAGAACAAGACGGGAAGUCUACCAGCUAAUUCUGUUAUCGCUGCAAGCGUUAGCCACUUGCGCAUCAGACAUUUACCAAACCCUGUUAUACUUCGUUUUCGUCGAUUCGACACGCCGGACAAUUACUUUCCUGCUUGCUACUUUUGGGAUAACACACUGAAUGAUGAUUUUGGAGGUUGGAACAGAGAAGGUUGUGAAGUAGCCGAAGUGACUUCAAUGGACGUAAUCUGUCACUGCAAUCAUUUGACGAGCUUCUCCUUCCUAAUGACUCCUUGCGGAGGGGAAGGUGUACGAUGUCCUUGCCGUACUGUGGAUGAUGCUUCUCUAUCUCUUGCGUCUUAUGUCGGUUGCGGUGUGUCACUGGCCGGCUUUCUAGCAACGAUCAUUUGCCUCUCGCUUGCCAAAUGUUGCAGACGCGGCGAGAAAAUGGCCGUGCCCGUCAAGAUUCAUUUGAAUUUGUGUGUGGCUCUCGCGCUCGCCAUCAUCGCAUUUUUUGCUGCCAAUCAAGGCGACUCUUCUUCUUCUUCUUCGUCAUGCUUCGCAUGGGCCGCAUUGAUGCAUUUCUUUUUUCUGUCAUCGGUUAUGUGGAUGUUUAUGGAAGGUAUGGGCGUGUAUCGGGACAUUGUCAAGGUGCUAGAUAGCCACUGGUUCGACUGCAGCAAAGGGACGUACUUCUCGAUGGCGAUGAUAGGCGGAUGGGGUUUACCAUUGUUGGUGACGGCUUCUCUUGCAGUUGUUCACAAAUCUGCGAAUGAUUUGGAAAUAUACGGACUGGUACAAGUAUAUUUACAAAAGACUAAAGUCGACACGUCAUAUUGUUGGAUUGUCGACGAAUUUGUUCUGUUGGGUGCUUUCGUUGUUCCGGUAAUAAUUGUAGUCACCUUCAACAUCGUCGUAACCGUCAGAGUGAUGAGGUCUUUGAAGAAACAAGGAGAAUUUGGUAUUCAAAUGACACGCAAGCGCACACACGUUCUGUUCAGUCUCAGUUUUAUUUUUGGACUGACGUGGAUUCUCGGGGCAGCUACCUUCUUUGAUUACGGCCGCAUUACGAAAAGUUCUGGUCCGUCUUGUUUCGUCCUGAAAGUCUUCCACUAUUUGUUUGCGAUCGCCAACUCGUUCCAGGGUUGCACUCUCUUUCUCUUUCAUGUCCUUUUCAAUAAGACAACCCGUAGUCAGAUUGCUGAACGAUUCUGUUUCAAAAAGAAACCGACCUCAAAACAAUAUCAAUAUUCUCGUCGUCGUUUACCUGUUCAAGGUUUCCGGGUAUUUAGUUCUAGGAAGCUACUUGCUGGAUUAGAAAAUGAUAGCAGCACGUUGGAAACAAGUCUGCACAAUUUUUCGACUUUUACUUCGAACUAUCUUGGGUCGUCCGAUUCCAAAACAGAAAAUGAAGAGGCAGAUGCCGACAAGCGUAUCUUGGAAGAAGUGGAUAUGGAGAUGUUCAGUCCUGCUUCCUUUUGAACUUGCCAUGCAACUGUGGCGUAACGAAACAUUUCACGUUUUCGGAAUGGCUUUUCUUUGUGACCGUAUUGUACCGUCUAUAUAUGCAUACCAUUUUAUAGUAAUCUUGCAGUAUAGGGAUGCCAGUCUGCGUAACCAGACCAGCAUUUUGGGAGGGGUCAAGUUAAUAUUAAUAGCUGAUAUUAAUUUAGUAAUAAUAUUGACUUGUACACAAGCCGCUAUUAUUAAAGUUCGUUGCUAUUUUAUGUUUAUGUACACUACAUACAAAAAGGGUACCAUGCUGGUAUC
Corticium candelabrum is the source of this 2694-nucleotide messenger RNA. Its product is annotated as adhesion G-protein coupled receptor G6-like. The transcript is spliced from 11 exons. Gene Ontology annotation, biological process: adenylate cyclase-activating G protein-coupled receptor signaling pathway; cell surface receptor signaling pathway. NCBI's taxonomy places the organism in Eukaryota, Metazoa, Porifera, Homoscleromorpha, Homosclerophorida, Plakinidae. Gene Ontology annotation, cellular component: plasma membrane. Bases 1 to 2406 code for a protein of 801 amino acids. Gene Ontology annotation, molecular function: G protein-coupled receptor activity. The record is from RefSeq and is a predicted model, not a curated record.